CGCCCCUUGGCGUCCACCUCUCGCGGGAUCUCUCGAGGACGCAUGGGGUCAGGUCCCAACAUGGCUGCCGAGGAGGUGGAAGUGGAUGUGGAAGGGGACGUGGUGCCAGCGGCAGCACAGCCAGGAAGUGAUGAAAAUACAGCAUCUGCUUUACAAGAUCAUUAUCUUGAUUCAUCGUGGAGAACUGAGAAUGGUCUUAUUCCUUGGACUCUGGAUAGUACCAUCAGUGAAGAGAACAGAGCUGUUAUUGAGAAAAUGUUGUUGGAAGAAGAAUACUAUUUAUCUAAAAAAUCACUUCCAGAAAAAUUCUGGCUUGAUCAAAAGGAAGAUGAUAAGAAAUACAUGAAAAGUCUGCAGAAAACAGCAAAAAUCAUGGUACACUGUCCUACAAAACCAGCCAGUUACUCAGUAAAGUGGACGAUAGAAGAAAAAGAGCUGUUUGAACAAGGGCUGGCUAAAUUUGGCCGAAGGUGGACCAAAAUUGCAAAGCUAAUUGGAAGUCGUACUGUUUUACAAGUGAAGAGUUAUGCCAGACAAUACUUUAAAAAUAAGGUAAAAGUAAAUGGUCCAGAGAAGGAAACACCAAAUCAGAAGAACAGUGAUCUUCAGGUUAAAAAUGAAGAUGAAGGCACGAAAACAUGGAUGCCAUCAGGUUUGAGGGGCCGUGCCGAUCCCAACUUGAAUGCUGUAAAAAUUGAGAAGUUAUCUGAUGAUGAAGAGGUAGACAUCACAGAUGAGGCAGAUGAAUUGACUUCUCAAGCUCCCCAAAAGAAUCUUAGUAGUGAUCUCUUACUAGAUAUCCCUAAUACUAAAAGUCCUGAAACUCAUAAAGGAGAAUUUAUUCUUUCUGACAGCCAGGAAGACCCCAUUUCUAAAUCUUCCAAGGAAUAUCAUCAGAAUAUGAAGCAAAAUGAGAUGGAAACACUUUCAAGCUCAGGAAUUAUGUUUUGGACUGAAAAACAGAGCACCAGUGACAAAAAAUCAGUUGAAUUAAAUGAUUGGAAAUGUAAUAAACUGAUGAAAAACUGUGAUAAGCAUGAUGGAAAUGGACUAAUAGAUGAUGCUUGGCAGUUGCCUUCUCCAAGGCCUUGUGAAGUUCAGAAAGAUUUGAGUGAUAAUGAAAUGCCUUUUCAUUCCCCUUGCCAAAUAGAAGAGGAGAACCAGGAGGAAGAAGAGCUUAAGGCACCAGAACAAGAAGUAGAAAUAGAUAGAAAUAUCAUUCAAGAAGAAGAAAAACAAGCAAUUCCUGAGUUUUUUGAGGGACGCCAAGCUAAAACACCAGAACGCUAUUUGAAAAUUAGGAAUUACAUUUUGGAUCAAUGGGAAAUAUGCAAACCGAAAUACUUAAAUAAGACCUCAGUACGUCCUGGCCUGAAGAACUGUGGGGAUGUUAAUUGUAUUGGACGGAUUCAUACAUACCUGGAGUUGAUAGGAGCAAUCAAUUUUGGAUGUGAACAGGCUGUAUAUAACCGGCCACAACCAAUUGACAAAGUACGAGUCAGAGAAAGAAAAGAUACAGUAGAUGCAUACCAACUUGCCCAGCGUCUGCAGUCUAUGCGUACAAGGAGGCGUAGGGUCCGAGACCCAUGGGGAAAUUGGUGUGAUGCAAAAGACUUAGAAGGACAGACAUUUGAGGUAAUUUGGACCUUUACAAAUGGCUCAUCAGUGAAAGCUGUUUUCUCAUUUGAUCCCUUCCAGUUGAUACCUUGUAAUUUUUUCAGUGAAGAAAAGCAGGAGCCAUUUCAGGUGAGAGUGGCUUCAGAAGCACUUUUAAUAAUGGAUUUGCAUGCUCAUGUUUCUAUGGCAGAAGUGAUUGGUCUGUUAGGAGGAAGAUACUCAGAAGUUGAUAAGAUAGUUGAAGUCUGUGCAGCAGAACCAUGUAACAGUCUGAGUACAGGACUGCAGUGUGAGAUGGAUCCUGUCUCACAAACACAGGCCUCGGAAACCUUGGCUGUAAGAGGCUAUAGUGUUAUCGGAUGGUAUCAUUCUCAUCCUGCCUUUGAUCCUAAUCCUUCCUUACGAGAUAUUGAUACUCAAGCCAAAUACCAGAGUUACUUUUCCAGAGGUGGUGCAAAGUUCAUUGGAAUGAUUGUUAGUCCUUAUAAUCGAAGCAAUCCUUUACCUUAUUCCCAGAUUACCUGCCUGGUUAUAAGUGAUGAAAUUAGCCCAAAUGGCUCUUAUCGUUUACCUUACAAAUUUGAAGUACAACAGAUGUUAGAGGAACCUCGAUGGGGAUUAGUAUUUGAAAAGACAAGAUGGAUAAUAGAAAAAUACAGGCUGUCCCGUAGUAGCAUUCCCAUGGAUAAAAUUUUUCGCCGGGAUUCUGACCUGACUUGUUUACAGAAACUUUUGGAGUGUCUGAGGAAAACUCUGAGCAGAGUGACCAAUUGCUUCAUCGCUGAAGAAUUCUUGACUCAGAUAGAAAAUUUAUUUCUUUCCAAUUAUAAAAGCAAGCAGGAAAAUGGAGUCCCUGAAGAGAACUUCACUAUGGGUCCAAAGGAAUUAUUAAUGUAAUUAUUUUAAAGUAAGACAUUUUAAUAUUGACAUAGUAGGUCCUGCUUCCAGAGUUAUAAUCUUGAUAUUGUUGUAAUUUAGUUAACAGAGGCACAUAUUUGAUAUUUUUCUCUAUUUUUUGUCUAAGAGGAUUCAAGAUGGCAGUGUGAGAGGUGAGGCAGUAAACUCCUCCUAAAACCACAGAUAGUGUGAAAAUAUAGUUAAUACAACUAACCCUAA
Molecule: messenger RNA, 2733 nt
Organism: Manis javanica (Malayan pangolin)
Lineage: Eukaryota; Metazoa; Chordata; Mammalia; Pholidota; Manidae
Source: RefSeq, a predicted model, not a curated record